GGUGCUAACGAGAACGUUAGCUUUGUUGGUUUAUUCUACCAACCUAUCUGUCCGACUUCUGCCGCAAGGACUGAAUCGAUAAAAAAAUACGCGUAUGUUUAAAAUGCGAGAGAACAGAUAACAAUGUAGUCGUCUGUCGGUCGUUUUAAUUUUUAGAUUUAUGUUCUUUUAGCACGUGUGUGUUCUUUUGUGUUUAGCUUUAAUAUCUGUUCAUCGCCGCACCCACCAUAUUUAUUAUUUUAUUGAGGGCUACUAAGCUAGCGUCUUUUGGGAGCUAAUCUUAGCUGUAAGUCGGACACAGGUUGUAAUGAGAUUUGAAUAGGAGGAAUUAAAAGCGUAGGCGGUGUUUUAAAUUUUAAAUUGCAGUUUUUAAUGCACACUUGCUCCCAAUUAACGCCACGCCUCAGCUUCUUGUGAUCUGUUCGCGCAUUGUAGUCAUCAUGACGGGUGAAAAGAUUCGCACCACGCGGAARGAUCACAAAAAAGCAAACAAGAAUCAGGCGAUAUUGGACGCCUACGACGAGACCUCCAACGGGACGAUCCCUAACGGUACGGGUAACCACUUUAAAUCCAACAAGGCUUUCCAUAAGUCGGUCAAACCCUCAGCCCUGCAAGAGCAGCUCAACGCAAACAACAUCAAUGGAAACACGUCAGUUGUCGCGGAAGAUAGCAACAAAAACCCAAUAAUCCUGACGAGUGAUGACCUGGAGUUCCCUGUUCAUGAGUGCGUGUUCAAAGGAGACGUGCGUCGGCUUUCCUCUCUCAUCAGGACCCACAGCAUCUCCCAGAAAGAUGUUCAUGGGAAUACACCUCUUCACCUGGCUGUGAUGUUGGGCCACAAAGUCACAGCAAUACUAAGGAAGUUGAAGCAGCAGUCAAGGGAAAGUGUGGAGGACAAGAGGCCAAAAUUACUGAAAGCCCUCAGGGAGCUUGGCGACUUUUAUCUGGAGGUGCAYUGGGACUUUCAAAGCUGGGUUCCUUUGCUCUCCAGGAUGCUGCCAUCUGAUGCCUGUAAAAUCUACAAGCAGGGCAUAAACAUCAGGCUCAACACUACCCUCAUAGACUUCAAUGAUAUGAAGUGUCAGCGUGGAGAUCUGAGCUUCAUUUUCAACGGUGACGCCCCACCCUCACAGUCCUUUGUGGUUCUGGACAACGAAGCAGAAGUGUACCAAAGAAUACACCAUGAGGAGUCAGAGAUGGAGACUGAAGAAGAAGUGGACAUCCUGAUGAGCAGUGACGUCUACUCUGCAACUCUGUCGACAAAGUCCAUCACGUUCUCUCGCAGUCAGAUAGGCUGGCUCUUCAGAGAGGAUAAAACAGAGCGGGUUGGAAACUUUCUGGCCGACUUCUACGCUGUGAACGGCCUGGUGCUCGAGUCGAGGAAGCGACGCGAGCACCUGAGCGAAGAAGACAUCUUGAGGAACAAAGCCAUCAUGGAGAGUUUGAGUAAAGGAGGCGGCAUCAGCGAGCAGAACUUCGAGCCCGCGAGGAGGCAGUCCCUCACAUCUCCAGCUCCUAAUACCAUUUCUUGGGAAGAGUACGUAACUGCAGAGCCUGGAAAGCCUCCUCAUCUUGGCCGAGAACUUGUGUGUAAAGAAAGCAAGAAGAACUUCAAAGCUACUGUAGCCAUGAGCCAGGAUUUCCCCCUAGGCAUUGAGUCGUUACUAAACGUCUUGGAAGUCGUCGCUCCGUUCAAGCACUUCAACAAACUCCGAGAGUUCGUUCAGAUGAAGCUUCCACCCGGGUUUCCAGUCAAACUAGACAUCCCCGUCUUCCCCACGAUCACAGCGACUGUCACCUUUCAGGAAUUCCGCUACGACGAAUUYGAAGAGUCUCUCUUCGACAUCCCCGCUGAGUACAAGGAAGAUCCCAGCCGCUUCCCAGACCUCUGAUCUGUCUGUCACGAACAGGAAGUGGCCGGCGGGUUUGAGAGUGUAGGCUCAUUCUAAAUCUUUUAAUUCUUCAAGAAGGGGGA
Austrofundulus limnaeus is the source of this 1975-nucleotide messenger RNA. Its product is annotated as ankyrin repeat domain-containing protein 13C. Lineage: Eukaryota; Metazoa; Chordata; Actinopteri; Cyprinodontiformes; Rivulidae. Gene Ontology annotation, biological process: protein retention in ER lumen. The record is from RefSeq and is a predicted model, not a curated record. Gene Ontology annotation, cellular component: cytoplasm. Gene Ontology annotation, molecular function: signaling receptor binding.